Messenger RNA from Cylicocyclus nassatus, 3703 nucleotides. Lineage: Eukaryota; Metazoa; Nematoda; Chromadorea; Rhabditida; Strongylidae. The record is from the annotation of a GenBank genome assembly.
AUGGACUACGAAACCAACGGUGGUGAUCAUACUGCAUCAGCGGGUCAGGAAGCUGCACCAACACACCCAGACAAGCAACAUCAUGAUGCAUAUGCAAACGGGGGAUAUGGAGAUCCGAAUUAUGCACAUCAUGAACAUCACAUAGAUGGCAAUAUGCAUCAAGGAUAUCAUGAUCAACAUGGAGGUCCUGAUGGACCAGCUGAUCAUAAUGGGCCAGUUGAUGGCGGUCACGCCCAUACGGGCGGUGGGCAUGACGUCAAUUCGGGCUACAACGGCCACGAGGCUUAUCAGAAUGACACAGGUAAUCAUGAUGGCGCUCACGGCUGGGGCGAGCAUGGAGAAGGAUACGAUGCGAGUCAAGGAUAUGAUGAACAUCAUGGGUAUGAUAACUAUGGCGGUGGAUAUGAGGAUGGCUAUCAAGGACCUCCUGGCGAUGCUUCCAGAGGAAGAGGCAUGGCACGCCCUCCAUAUCGCGGGAUGCCUCCGGGCCGCGGAGGUGCUGCGCCUCAUCAGCAACAACCGCCACAGCAACAGUCGCAGCAACCACCUGGGCAACAGCAACAAGCACCAGGAGGCCAAUCCCAACAACCAUCAUUCUUCCCACCUCCCUUCAUGCGCGGUAAUUCGAAUCCUCCUGCUCGAGGGUUUGCUCCGCCUUCAUUCCGUGGUACACGAGGAUUUCCGCCUGCACGUGGAGGAGGAACUACGUACCCUCCAUCAUACCGAGGAGGAUAUACGGGUGGUAACUCUUCCUAUCCUGGAGGAUAUCCCAAUUAUGGAUCUCAACAAACAGCAGCCCCCGUUGUUGAUCAGGCGACACGAUUGAAAAAGCUUGCAAACUGUGAAGACGAUGAGGAACUAUGGGUCGAAGCUAAAUCACCAGAAGGAAAGCCGUACUUCUAUCACUGGCAAACACGUGAGACAGUUUGGGAUCGUCCGGAAAAGUCAAAGGUGGUCGGUCAAACUGAACUUGCUGAGUUGAUUCAGAAGGCGACUGAGGAGGAGCAGAAAGAACGUGAAGAGGCACAAAGGAGCGCUACCGCUUAUGCACAGAGAGCACAAGCAGGUUAUAUGCCACCUCCAUUUUUCCCACCGGGAUUCCCUGUGGCGGGAGGACGACAACCGAUGGUUCCUACAAAUCCUGACGAUGCUUGGAAUGAGUAUACAGCUCCAGAUGGCCGUAAAUACUACUACAACUCCAUCACACAAGAGAAUACAUGGGACAAACCACAAGCCUUGAUUGACAAGGAAGCAGGAAAGUCACCCAUGGACACAUCCUCACCUGCUCCACAAGCUGCGCCAGUAGCUGCCGCUACCGCAAAUACGGCUGGAUUGCAACCUGAUGCAAUUGCUGAGGCGCAGGCAAAGGCUCAGGCAGCUUUAGCUCAAUACUUGGCUCAGAGCAAAAAUCUAGCACUACAACACUCGCAGCUGCAGCAGAAGAAAGAAGAGAAGAAAGAUAAUACGCGUCCCAUCAGCAGUACUCCCGUCAGUGGAACUGCAUGGUGUGUGGUAUGGACUGGGGAUGGGAAGGUAUUCUUUUACAAUCCAUCUACGAAGACAUCUGUUUGGGAGAGACCACCUGAAAUGUACGGAAGAGCCGAUGUUGAUGUGCUUGUCAGCAAAUGUCCCGAGGUCAAAAAGGAUGAACCCGAGCAUGCGAAUGCUGAAGGUGAUUCUGAUGGCUCUGAUGAAGAAACUGAAGAUGGCGGACCACCGAAGAAGAAGAGUCGUUCAGAACGCAAAAAGGAAGCUCUGCUAGCUCAGCAGAAAAAGGAUAAGGAAAAGCCUGUUCGUCAAAUGCUAGAGAAACCAAUAGAUCCUGCAGUUCAAGCCGAGCUUCAGGCGCAGCGUGAUCGUGAGAAGAUGCCUCUUGAAGAACGUCUUAUGCAGUUCAAAACUAUGCUUGGAGAAAAAGGUGUGGCUACUGGGAGUACAUUUGAGAAGGAGCUGUCAAAGAUUGUAUUCGAUCCUAGAUAUUUGCUUCUUAGUGCCACUGAAAGAAGAGCGUGCUUCGAUGCUUAUGUUCGCGAGAAGCUAGAACAAGAGCGCGCUGAGAAGAAGCGCCGCAUGAAAGAGGCCAAGGAGAAGUUCCAAGAGCUUCUGAAAGAGGCUGAGCUUCAUGGAAAAUCUUCGUUCUCGUCUUUUGGUUCGAAAUUUGGCAAAGACCCGCGUUUCAAAGCUGUGGAAAAGAUGCGCGAUCGGGAAGAUCUUUUCAACGAGUAUGUAGGUGAACUGCACAAGAAGGAGAAAGAGGAACGCAGAGAAAAGAAGGAAAAAGCAAAGAAGGAGUUUAUGGCUCUCCUUGCUGAGCAGACAAGUUUCACAAGAAAGACGAAAUGGUCUACUGCAAAGAAACUUCUUGAGAAUGAUGAGAGAUAUAAAGCUGUGGAAAGUUCAUCGUCUAGAGAACAGAUGUUCCGCGAUCAUGUGGAGAAAUUAGGGGACGAAAGUUUAUCAGACAUCGAAGAAGAAGCUGAACGCGAGAAACGUCUCGCAGCAGACGCUGCUAUUGCUGCUAGACAGAGAGAGGUGGAAGCUGAACUAGGUGAUAAACUUCGAGAGCGCGACUUAGAGAGUGAACGCCAUCGCAUGCAAGAACAUCAGGAACGCUUCAAUGCCCUCCUCGUUGAUUUGGUGAAAUCAGCGGAAGCUAACUGGCAUGAAACGAGACGUAUUUUACGCAAAGACGAACGUUAUGCUGAAUGUGAUCUACUGGAUAAGGAGAAGAAAGAAAGUGCAUUCAACGAGCAUAUUAGAAACCUCGAAAAGAAGCGAAGGGACGCUUUCUUUGCUGUCCUUGAUGAGCAUCCAAAGAUCACAACACAAACCCGGUGGAAGGAUGCUCGGCGUAUUAUUCAAGAUGAAGAAGAGACGUUUUCGAAAGUUGCCAGCAACAGUGAGAGGAAAGUUGAGCGAGACUAUCGUGACUGGCAAGAGCUGCGGCAUGACAAUGCUGUACGUGAAUUCAAGGAUUUGCUCAAAGAAACGAAAAUUAUCACAUAUAAGAGUAAGCGUAUGAUUGAGGAGAACGAGCAACAUUUGAAAGACAUCCUGGCCGUCCUUGAGAACGAUAAAAGAUGGAUGCGCAUGUCCGAAAAUCACGCAUCAGAACGCGACAGAAUUCUUGAUGAGUACAUAGAAGUCCUGCAUAGGAAAGGAACGCCACCGCCUCCUACACAACAAGAACGUGAAAGGCGAAGAAAGGAAACGGCUUAAAAUUUUUGGAUCACAAUUUUUUGUGUGCAGUAAUGCUGUCUAAUUGCUUUGCUUGCUUAAUUUAACCUCCAUCUUGUUUGUUGGGAUUGUUGUUAGCAUUUCUUUUGAAGUACUUAGUUUUUCGAAUAAUUGAGAAAUAUUCCUUUUUCUGCAAUUUAUGCUGACUUGUUCUGCAUUGCUAGCUAGCCGUGUAUCAUUCGUGCAAAGCUGAAAACAUCUCGUUGCUUGUUGUUCUUCCGUGUUAACAGAAAAUUCCUACCACAUAUACGGUUUUAACGAAAAUCGGACAGCGUUUGUAUUGUCUGGUUUUGUUGUGAAUAUGCGACAUGAAAUAUCAGAUUCAUUAAGCAUAUAUGUCAUCUUCAUUCAUUAUCUUUUAUCAUUAUACUGAAUAGUCUCUUUUGUAAAAUAUAGUGAGAUAUUGACUCAGCUUAUUAGUGUCAAAUGAAAGUUGUUGUUUUCAUGUAUACAAAGUAAAUUGUGA